Aspergillus saccharolyticus JOP 1030-1 is the source of this 2845-nucleotide messenger RNA. Its product is annotated as VPS9 domain-containing protein. Gene Ontology annotation, molecular function: guanyl-nucleotide exchange factor activity; small GTPase binding. Lineage: Eukaryota; Fungi; Ascomycota; Eurotiomycetes; Eurotiales; Aspergillaceae. The transcript has 2 exons. The record is from RefSeq and is a predicted model, not a curated record. Gene Ontology annotation, cellular component: cytosol; endocytic vesicle. Gene Ontology annotation, biological process: vesicle-mediated transport. The coding region runs from base 311 to 2494 and encodes 727 amino acids.
UGACAGGCCAGGCCCCCAACUUCCCAUGGUAUUCCUGCGCCGCUGUGGCUUGUUGUAUUGCAUCAUGCUUGUGCGGGCAAACCUUUCAUAGCUGUCUCUCUGGUCUCUUUUUUAUCGUCUUUACUUCCUCACUUUCUCUUGUGUUGUUAUUCCCUUUUACCGUGCCCGCAAUUCGACGUCGUGAUUUCCAGGUGUCAUUAGUCUACGCACCGGCCCCAUACAUACCUCGAUCUGCAUAAGCCUGUCACCUGGACGUGAAGGCUCUCUCACUUGACCUCAUUUCAACCCUAUCACCUCGGCUGCAGUUAUCAUGUCGAUCAAUACUCCCGAUCAUGGCGCUGGAAAACCACGCCUCCAUACGGCGCGCUCGUUUCCAAGGAUGGAUUCCUCUGAACCCAGUCCUUUCAUCCGCUCCAGAGCCAAGACCGUUCAAUCGGUCGCAAUUCCAGAACUGGUAGACUCUGAGUCGCUUCCAAUGCCUCUAUCAUCCACGGAAGAGGACCACGAUUCCGGCCCAGACCUGUUCGAGAAAACCGGAUCCCCGGAUUUGGCACACGAUGGGGACGGACAAGGGGAGGACACAUCUGUUCUGUCGCGCGGCAUUCAGAGCUACACAGAAGAGCUUCCCAUCGAGCUGGUUAGCUUGACGGAUAGAUUCGUCAACUCCCUCACUGCCAAAGUUCACUCGUCUCCGCCAACGGCCGACAGGGUGUCCGAUCGCUUUCAGGAAUUUUACGAACGGGCAGAAGCGCAUAUUGCUACACACAUAUCGGCUCUUGCAUCGCGGAUAAAUCGAGACUCGAACGCACAAGGCUCGGAUGGGCGACAGAUGCUGACUGCCUCGGAAGUGACGGAGAAGAGAAUUGCGCGGAAACAUCUAGCAACCAAGCGCAUCGCUCUAGAAGAAGCCGUAGAGCGGAGGGCGUGUGAGAGCAUCUAUGACAAGCUAUGGAGACAUAAGAGCACGUUGGACGAAAUCAGGGACGAAAAGCUGCGUUCGAAGACAGCGGCACUGCUCUUGGUUGGCAUCAACUUGAAAGACCUGGGAAUAGAGCUCGACGUGAGCUCCAUCAGUGAGGAGAAGCAGAAAGAGGCCAAUGACUGUCUGUCUAUUGCCCGUGAUUGCCUAGCGAAGAUGAACGACGAGAAAUAUCCUUUGGGCAAGCUACAACAGCUGGCCGCCGCCCACAAGGCCAUAGUUGAUGCUCUGACUAAGUUGUUGCCGUCCUCAUCAUCUGCUGAUGAAAUUCUCCCUACUCUGAUCUACUGUCUCAUCACCAGUCCUCCUGAAGGUAUAAACGUGAUAAGCAAUCUUCUCUUCAUACAGCGGUUUAGAUCAUCCAGUAAAAUGGAUGGCGAAACCGCAUACUGUUUGACAAAUCUGGAGGCCGCUAUCAGUUUCCUCGAGAAUGUAGACUUGUCGGACCUCCGCGGAGGAGCGCUGCACGAAGACCAGACAAAAUCCGCCGGUGACGAACCGACGACUGUCGCAAAGGCUGAUACUCCCCAGCCUUUUAAGGAUACACCAGUCUCAUCAGUGAUAUCGACGACUGCCUCGCCAGAAAUAUCAAGACCUCCAGGCCCAGGGGCUUCGGCCACAUUCCCAAGAACACAGUCCUCAAGGAAUGCCCAGCAAGGCAGGCUGAACAACCUAUUCCAGCCACCUGCGAAGGUACUUGGUGCCGCCAAUGACGCAGUCCGCAACACCGCGGACCAGGGCUUGAAGAACAUAAGUGCAUCACUAGACAGCAGCUUCAACUUUCUUUUUGGUCGUCUUAAAGAGUUGCAGACUAGCCAGUUCGCUGCCAAAGAUGGUGGUAACCCAGUUGUACCAAAGACACUGGCAGAAGCUCGACGUCUGGUCACGUCGCCAAUAGCCUCCGAGAACAGUCUGAACCCUGAUACCAAUCCGGCCCGAGAACCCCGUGCCGCUGAUCGGCCGCAGCUGCGGCGCAUUGGCUCCAAAGCAGAAGACACGCUACUAGGAUUGGUAGGUGGUCAAAGAACGCCUCGCGACCGAAGUGCGGACAGCGUUCGGACGCAGAGUAGCGCCCGCAAGACGGCCGUCCCCUCAGGUCUGCAGAAAGACGACUCUCAGACAUCGCCUGCAAGCUCUUCGACGACCCCGACGCCUACGCCGCUGGAAUCCAUGCGGAGCUUCGGGAACACACUCAAUCCACUCAAUCAUAUUCCCGGCAUGAUCCGAAGCUUCGGCCGUGUGGCCCCCGAGACACCGAGCCCUUCCUUCUCGUCUCCGAACACUCCCACCGAAAGAAUCAGGCAGUCGAUUGUCUCCCGCGAUUCCUCAUCCUCCAUCCACAGUACCUCAUCCAAGACUGCUACUGAGACAAAGGUCGAGCUCAAGGUCGACCCGCCUAUUCAACGCUUCCUCCAGAUGCAGAGCGCCAGCGAAAUGACCAUCGCAGAUGUGUCCAUCCUCCUUGAAGACUAUAAGCGACUUGCUGCAGGACUGUCGAGGCAGACCUCGAAUUGACGUAGUGACUUGGGCGCCUCCACCACACUCGUUUCCGUUAUCUGUGCUCCUAGGAAACUCUAAGUGGAACUCCUAAGUGCACCAACUCCUUUUUAUCCCAUGGCGUAGGACUUAUUGGCCAUGACGUUCUUUCCAUUUUCCUGUUUUUCAUGUGAGAUUGUGGAUUCACUGCUGGUGUUCAGUGUCCCACCCCAGGCAUCCUGCAUUUCCCAGCAUUUUGGGCAUAUGAGGCUCUUCUGUCUAGCAUUUUCUAGAACCCAAACAAUGCGAACGUUCUUUUCUUCUCGAGAGAGGAGGUCUUUUAUCACGCAAGAAAUAAAGGGGUAUAUUGAUACUUUGUAGUGCCGGGUA